Effrenium voratum is the source of this 1811-nucleotide messenger RNA. NCBI's taxonomy places the organism in Eukaryota, Dinophyceae, Suessiales, Symbiodiniaceae. The record is from the annotation of a GenBank genome assembly.
GAUUGCUCGGGUGGCUUCCGUUGAGAAUCGAUUGGCUCAAGGUAAGAUGGAUUGGUGCUCAUGAUUGAUGUCUGCCUGUUGAACGGCCGUGCUGUGUCCUUGCCCAUUUCGGAGGACACUCGUGUCUCGGAAGUGAAGGUGGCUGCACAGCAGCAGUUCGGCCUGCCCUUCCUGCGCUUGACCAAGGGGGGGCGGUGCCUGGCGCCCAGCUCCUCGCUGCGGAAUGACGAGGUGCGGCCUGGGGACACCUUGCAAGCGGUGGCUGAGGCGGCUCGGCUGGCGGCGACCCAGUCGGCCUUCGCCGUCUUCACGGGAGGAGGCGUGGCCACUUGGGGCGAUCCCGACGAGGGCGGCGACAGCGACUUCGUCCAGGGCGAGCUGCAGGGCGUGCGUUUGAUCCGCGGCGCCGGCGGCGCCUUUGCCGCCGUCUGCGAUGGAAAAGAACUUGGUGCGGUGGUGGCUUGGGGGGACUGGGAUGCCGGCGGCGACUGCUUCUGGGUGCGCGAGCAGCUCACAGACGUCCAAGACAUCUCGGCGUCCAAGAGCGCAUUUGCAGCGCUCCGGGCUGAUGGGACAGUUGUCACCUGGGGCGACCCUGAUGCCGGUGGUGACAGCAGUGGUGUACAAAGCCAGCUGAGAGACGUGCAGCAGGUUUGCGCCUCCAGCCGCGCUUUUGCCGCGUUGAUCGAAGAUGGCUCUGUGGUCACUUGGGGCGAUCCUUUCUGCGGCGGCAUUGGUGUUGAUGUCCGGGAUGUGCGGCACUUGGCGGCAUCCUCUGCAGCCUUUGCUGCUGUUCUUGGCGACGGUUCUGUGACCACCUGGGGUGACCCAUUCAGCGGUGGCGCUGGUGUUGAUGUCCAGGAAGCGCGACAGGUUUGCGAGGUGGUGGCCACUGACAGCGCCUUUGCCGCCAUUUUGGGCACUGGAGAAGUGCUGACUUGGGGCAGGGGUAGCUGUGGAGGUGACAGCAGCCGAGUGCAACACCAGCUGGUGCAGGUCCGUCGGGUGGCAGCCUCCUACGCCGCUUUUGCUGCGGUGAAGGCGGACGGCUCUGUCGUCACCUGGGGGGACCCCAACUGCGGAGGCGACAGCUCUGAGGUGGAGGAGCAGUUGGUGUCGGUGGCAGAGGUGGUGGCCGCAGAGUAUGCCUUUGCCGCCCUGCUGGAGAGCGGACGGGUGGUCACCUGGGGCCGAGCGCACCUGGGGGGCGACUGCAGCCAAGUCCAGGAGCAGCUGCAGAACGUCCUGCAGAUCGCUGCCACCAGCGGCGCAUUUGCAGCGCUGAGAAGUGAUGGAGCCCUGGUCACGUGGGGCAGCCGUGACUAUGGCGGCGACAGCAGUGCGGUGCAGGGCCUUCUGCAGGAUCUCUAAUCGGACCUGGGGAAGUGCUUAGCCGCAUGUGGCGUGGAUUUCGUCUCCGCACGAAGGUCACUGGGAGUCUUGUGAGAGAGACCUGCAACAGGCAAGCAUGUUUGACGUAUCCACGGGGCCCGAGUCGAGUGAGGGAGCAUCGGAGCAAAAUCUGCAGGACUGACGGCAAGCUAAGAGUUACCUGCCAAUCUCCUGGCGCGUGCCAGCGCCAUAGCUGUGCCUCUUGAUACCUGCGCCUCAGGGUGCCCAUGGUCUUUGCUACGAAGUUCAUUCUUUGCCUUUCAGGCCAUGAAGGUCGGUCGCUUCAUCGUUUGUUUCAAUUUGUCCAUCUUUUCCAGGGACAAGUUCGGCCUUGGCGUAAAUGCGCAGCCGGGUCUGAGGAGUUGCAGGCUUCUGCCAAAGACCCCUUGCUCUCUGCAUUCGACCGCGGAGCAAAGGUC